Messenger RNA from Aphis gossypii (cotton aphid), 2722 nucleotides. RefSeq names its product receptor expression-enhancing protein 5-like. The transcript has a single exon. NCBI's taxonomy places the organism in Eukaryota, Metazoa, Arthropoda, Insecta, Hemiptera, Aphididae. The record is from RefSeq and is a predicted model, not a curated record. The coding region runs from base 130 to 630 and encodes 166 amino acids.
UAAAAAUAAUAAUUAUAAUAGAACACUCGAUCAAUAAUUCUAUAAUACAGUCUUUGAUCGUUAAAAAUAAAAUCAAAGCCGUUUUUCAGCGACAUAAUCGAACCGUGAACGUGAUCCUUACCGUACGUAAUGGCCGCGAACGUGUUAUCCGCCUUGAACGACAUCGACGCCGCGUUGCGCGCCACCUCCAAACCGUGGAACGGCCUGUUCUCCUGGGCCGAGGACCGGACCGGCAUCAGCCGCCUGAAGCUGUUCUUCGGCGUGGUUUGCGCCACGUGCAUGUUCCUGAUCCCGGGCAGCCUGUACUCGGCGCUGGUCAGCGACCUGCUGGGAUUCGCGUAUCCCGCUUACGCGACCGUCGCGCUGAUGAUGCGCACCGUCGAACAGUUGCCGGCCGCCGACCACCGCUCGUCCGUGUCGCCAGACAACCGAUGGUUCACUUAUUGGAUGUUGUUCGCCGUCUCGUUGACGGUGCAGCAAAUGUGCGGCGGCUUUCUUCGGUUAGUGCCGUUCUAUUGUCUGUUAAAGACCGCGUUUUUCGCAUGGUGCGCCGCGCCGAUGGAGGCCAACGGUGCCGCUUACGUGUACGCCGUCGUCGUACGCCGUUAUUUUAACCCCGACGAGCGUUGACCGCGCAAACGGCACGAGUCCGGGUUUCACGUAUCAUGAAUAUUUCACGUUUACGUAAGAUAUCAUCGCUUCGGGGAGACGCCGCAUCCUCAACUGUUGGACGGUGCGUAUCAUCAGCGCGCGACGGUCGCGUAUAAGCGGGAUACGGGAAUCCGAGCUGAUCGCUGCAGACCAACACCACGUGUCGGGAACACGCGCGUGGCGCAAACCGAAGAACGACUUUUGGCUGACGUCGGUCCCAUGACAAAAUAGAAAGGUAUGUCAGCAACGAUACGAGUUUUGGUCCUGUUAGCGCAUCCCACCCUUCCCAUCCAUAAUCGUGGUUCGCAUCAUUUCAUUGGCCGUUAAAUUACCCUCCAAAAAUACAAUUUUGAUUAAAAAUUAAUAAUUAUGAUUUAUGAAUAAUACGAGCUUUUUACUAUGACAAAUUACAUUUUAUCAUUUUUUUGUAUGACGUCUGAUGCAAUUUUUUUUUAUGUUAUUCAUCGAUAUCAAUGUAUUAUGAUAUUUUAAUAUAAACAAAUACAAUCAAUUUGCGAAUUAUUUGUUGUUAAUUGUUUAUACUAGAUUAUAUAAGUUGAUUGUGUUUAUUUAAUUCUGCAUAAAACGAUUUACAUAGAAUAAGUAAAAUACUCCUAUAGGUAUAUAAUAUUUACAUUUUCACACACAAAAUGCCAAUUUGUGAGUUUUUUGGAUGUGAUAAUGGUAGCAAAAGAAAAAGUUUGGUGAAAAAUCAUAAAAUUAUGUUACAUCGGUUCCCAAAAGACCCAAUUUUAAGGGAUUGCUGGGAAAAACAAAUACACCAAUAUGGCCAAACAGAUGCAGAUAGGAAAUCCAUAAAUUUUAAUUCUGGUAAAAACAAAUAAUUUUUAGUAAUAAUAUUUACUUUAGUAUCUUACUUGACUUCCGUAUUUAUUCAACAUUAAAUAAUUAUAUUUAGCGGUUGUUUGUUCUUUGCAUUUUGCAAAUGAUAGUUAUAUCAUGUCUUCCGGAAUUAAGUGUAGAAAAGCAUUAAAAUCAAAUGCUAUUCCUUUGAAGUAAGUUUUUUAAAAUUAUGAUUUCUUAAUUACAUAAAUAUAUUAUUUAUUUUAUGUAUUUAAAUAUAUAAUUUGGAUUUAUUUAAAUUUUAAGUAUACGUGGCAUGAUUGAUGGUAUUAUGUGUCUUAAAGAGUUUAUUACUCCUCAAAAGAACAGGUGAAGUUGUAAUGAACCAGUAAUAAUCACCUUAGCUGGAAAAUUCUCUGUGUACGAUUAAAUUUAAAUACAAUCUAUUACUAAAUUACUCAACUAAACAGUAUAAUUUAUGAUAUAUUUUUAAACUAUAGUACAGUCUUUGAUCGUUAAAAAUAAAAUUGACGCCAUUUUUUCAAUUUAAAUAAAUACAAAUUAUAUAUUUAAAUAUAUAAAAUAAAUAAUGUAUUUACGUAAUUAAGAAAUCAUAAUUUUAAAAAAUGAUGGAUUUCCUAUCUGCAUCUGUUUGGCCAUAUUGGUGUAUUUGUUUUUCCCAGCAACCCCUAAAAUUUUGUCUUUUGGGAACGAUUGUAACAUAAUUUUAUGAUAUUUCACCAAACUUUUUCUUUUGCUACCAUUAUCACAUCCAAAAAACUCACAAAUUGGCAUUUUGUGUGUGAAAAUGUAAAUAUUAUAUAUAGGAGUAUUUUACUUAUUCUAUGUAAAUCGUUUUAUGCAGAAUUAAAUAAACACAAUCAACUUAUAUAAUCUAGUAUAAACAUUAACAACAAAUAAUUCGCAAAUUGAUUGUAUUUGUUAAUAUUAAAAUAUCAUAAUACAUUGAUAUCGAUGAAUAACAUAAAAAAAAAUUACAUCAGACGUCAUACAAAAAAAUGAUAAAAUGUAAUUUGUCAUAGUAAAAAGCUCGUAUUAUUCAUAAAUCAUAAUUAUUAAUUUUUAAUCAAAAUUGUAUUUUUGGCGUGUAAUUUAACGGCCAACGAAAUGAGGCGAACCACGACUAUGGAUAGGAAGGGUUUAUUAUAUCAUGGAUAUACCUUUCUAUUUUGUCAUGGGACCGACGUCGGCCAAAAGCCGUUCUUCGGUUUGCGCCACGCGCGUGUUCCCGAUACGCGGUGUUGGU